AGUGAAUUUUAAAUAAAACAACUCGGAUGCCAUUGAAGUGCAGACUUUCAGCUUUUAUUCCAUGGGUUGAACAAAAAGAUUGCAUAAUCCUGAGGUCCUGACUGUAUUAUCAGAUGUUCUACUGGAGGGUUUUUCACUCUGCACCAAAUAAAACCAAAUUAAUCUUCUGGAUUUUUCUACACUAUUGUGCCAACAGCAUUGUUUAAUUAAAGUUUGAAUUCAAUAAAAAUGAAAUUACAGUAGUUUGAAGCCUAAAAGUAAACUUUUCAAACUUAAGUUUAAAAAACGGAACAUACCAAAAUGUUGUUAAAGAAGGGGAAUCAGUAAAAGAUUAUGGUUUAUACUUUAGAAAAUAAUAAACAAAAUUAUAUAUAUAUUAGUGAUAUUAGGAUACAAAUUUAAAUUGUAAAUAAAUAAAAUGUACCAAAACAGUAUCAGUUCUUCUCAGAUUUACUUCAGUAAGUAGUAUAGUUUAAAAAAAUUAAAAAUUACAACUAUUGUUUUCUUUUUCCUUUUCCUUAUUCGUCAUCCUGAGCUAAAAUCUCACAAUUAAAAGUAAACACUUUUGAUGUAGAAUCAAAGUUUGAAAAACUGCAACUCUCCUUUUUUACCAGUAGAUAGAGCUCCUCAUGCAUAAAAGUCUAAAAGUUUAUUAGAUUCGAUUUUCCAUCUACUGUACCCCCUGUUUCCUGCUAGUUGUGAUCUUCCACAGGUCAAGCGCACGCGGCCACCUGUCUGCCAGCGCGAGGCUGUGAAGGAAAUUAUCUGGCACCCUAAUUCCAUGUUAAGCCACCCGGGCUGCAGAUGGAGAAGAUCAGCGAGGGAGUCGCAGUCUGCGAGGAGGAGCGUUAAGCGCACGCGCUCAGGCGGAGGAGUCCUGUAGACCGCGGAGGAUUUGCGCCACAGGCUGUUUGGAGUUUCCAACAUGGAUGGAGAGAAAGCGCGCGCUGUCCUGUGCACUCAAAUAUUUCUGGGUUCGCUUUGAAAAAUGUUUUUAAAAACGUGAUUGUGGAUUCAAUUAGAUCAGGGAAGAUGUAGUCUCGCCUUGUCCUCUGGAAAACCGCGUCUCAGGGAGGAAUGGAGCUUCUUCGCGCGCUCCUGCUGGCUCUCUUUUGCGCACAGGCGCGCGGACAGGUAUACAACCUGACCCUGUCUGUCAAAGAGGGUCUGCCCGCCAGAACUAUUGUCGGAGAUCUGGGAGCGGGACUGAGCAGACGCAGCACUGGAUUUUUCAUCUCAGAGAGCAGAGACUCGUAUGUGUUCAGAGACUUGGAAAUCGACGCGGACUCGGGCAUCAUCUCCACUGCGGUGGUCCUGGACAGAGAGAACAGAGAUAAGUACGACUUUGUGGCAGCCACUCUCACGGGGGAGGUGAUCAGAGUGAGAAUAGAGGUGGAAGAUAUCAAUGAUCAUUCCCCAGUGUUUCCAUCUGGGGAGGUGGAGCUGGAGGUGUCAGAGCUGAGCCCAACAGGGAGCCGCUUCCAUCUUGAAGGUGCAGAGGACCAGGAUGAGGGGCUUUUUGGAACUCAGGGGUACAGGAUCAUAGAGGGUAACCUGACAGAUUAUUUCUUUCUGGAUUACUGGAGCUCAUCAAAGCCGCCCCUCAAUCUAGACCUCAUCCUCAGUAAAAAACUUGACAGAGAAACUCAGGACGUUUUCUCCUUGACCAUUGAGGGCUUUGAUGGUGGGAUUCCAGCCAGAACGGGAAGGCUGCAGUUGAAAAUACGUGUGCUGGACGAAAACGACAACCCCCCUGUGUUCAACCAGACUGAAUACCACACCUCAAUCCAUGAAGAUGCCCCCGUCGGGUCCUUUGUGUGCCAGAUCCACGCCACUGACCCCGACCUGGGAGACAACGGUAGAGUGACUUAUGAGAUCAACAGGCGACAGAGUGACCUGAAUCACGUUUUUUCAAUCAAUGAAACCACGGGGGUGGUUUAUCUCAACCAGAAGCUUGAUUUCGAGACUCAACCCUUUCAUGAGUUGAUCAUCAGGGCACGAGACAACGGCGCUCAACCCGAGUACAGCAGCACCUUUGUGGGUGUCAAGGUGCUCAACAUUAACGAUAACAGUCCCACUAUCACGGUGCUGUUUCUCAGUGAGACGGGAGAAGCUCUGGUAUCUGAGGCAGCAUCAGUUGGAGACUAUGUCGCCCGGAUUUCACUGUCAGACCCAGACCUUGAGGAGGAGAAGAUCUCUGUCACGCUUGAAGGAGGGGAUGGGAAGUUCACCCUGAAGCAAACAGAUGAUUUUCUUUAUGCGUUGUGUGUUCACUCUGAGCUCGACAGGGAGGAGGAGGACCUGUACGAGUUGAGGGUGAAAGCAACAGAUUCUGGAAGUCCUCCGCUUAGCAGUGAGAUGGUACUUCUUCUGAAGGUGCUGGAUGCAAACGACUGCCUCCCUGUCUUCGAGAAAGAGGUAUACACGAUCAGCGUUGCAGAAGAUCUUCCUCUGGGGAGUUCCGUCAUACAGAUGACAGCUCGAGAUGCAGACGAAGGGCCCAACGCAGAUGUGAGAUUCUCCAUCCUGAAGACCAACCAGGACGGCCUGAUCCGCAUUGACCCGCAGUCUGGCUUGGUUACCACGGCGGCAGCCCUCGACAGGGAGUCACAGGAGGAGCUGUGGUUCCUGGUGGUGGCAGCAGAUGGAGGAGAGCCGACUCUUUCAUCUACAGCCACAGUGUCUGUGACGCUGGAGGACGUAAACGACAACGAGCCAGUGUUCCAGCAGCAGCUGUACAGCGUGUCCAUACCAGAGCACAGCGACGUCGGAAGCUGCUUUUUACAAGUUGUUGCCACGGAUGCAGACACUCCUGAGUUUAGUGUGCUGCUCUACUCUCUGUCCGAUGGCUUUGACAAUGCGGACAGGCACCCCCUCUUCCAAGUCCAGCCCCACACAGGAGAGCUGUGUGUUUCUCAGGACAUUGACAGAGAUGUAGGUCCGAGUGUUUAUGACAUCCUGAUCAAAGCUGAAGAUCCAGGAGGUCAGAGUGCCCAAACCUAUGUGCAUAUUGAAAUAGAAGACCUGAACGAUAACGCUCCGGUGUUUAACCCAGAAGAGUACACUGUUAGUGUCAGCAACCACGCCCCACCUGGCACCGAAAUCCUCAGCGUUAUAGCGACUGAUCAAGACACGGGCAGGUUUGGAUACAUCAGCUAUAGUAUUAUACCCAAAGACAUGUCCAGCUUGUUUAUGCUGGACACACAAACAGGGAUGCUCUUCCUGAACUCCUCCCUGAUCCACCUGGGUGCAGCAAGUGUGAAGCUUUUCAUAACAGCCCAGGAUGGGGAGGGUCUGGCUUCUGCCAGACCUGCAGAGGUCACCAUCAACAUCCUGCAGAGUGCUCAGAUUCCUGCUGUGUUCCAGAAAUCCCGCUACACUUUCACAAUUCCCGAAGAUGCGGCACUCGGGACAUAUGUGGGGAAGGUGCAGGCUGUUGUCCCGACGCAGUCAACAAAAUCUGUUUCCUACCGAAUCUCGUCUGGGGAUCCACACAAAUGGUUCUCCAUUCAUCCGAAAUCUGGUGCGAUCAGCAGUAUCAAGCCCCUGGACCAUGAGAGUCAGCCGUACGUCCUGCUGGUUCUUCAGUGCUACACAGAGACCUCUGAGGUCUACAGUACAGCUCAAGUCAACAUCUCUAUAGCAGACAUAAAUGACAACGCCCCCGUCUUCCCCAAAAGCAGCGACUCCAUCACAGUGUCCCAGGGGACUCUGCCGGGGACAGUGCUCUUCAUCGCUCAUGCUCACGAUCACGACAGUGGUGCCAAUGGAAGGGUGCGGUAUUACCUAAAGCAUACAGGUGGGCUGUUUGCCAUCGAGCGCAACCUUGGAACUGUCACCCUCAACCAGAGCUUACAAGGGGGGCAUCAGUCAAGCUAUGGGCUGGAAAUUGUAGCUGAGGAUGAAGGAGAUCCAUCACUCAGCUCCAUACUGACACUUUUGGUUGAUGUGGACCAAAAAGCCGCAGAGGACAACCUGGCAUUUGAGACUCUUGUUUAUCAGGUAGAGAUAGGUGAGGCAUACCGCAAAGACUCUCGAGUCAUCCAGGUGAGAGCGCACCAAACCUGGGGAGCUCGCACAUCCAACACAGACCUGACUUACUCUUUAGAAACAGAGCCAGGGUUCCCUCCCGCUCCGUUUCGUGUUCACCCAAAGACUGGGUGGCUGUACCUUUCCAACAGUCUAGAUUUUGAGGCUGAGUCAAGGUUUCGUUUUCAAGUGUUGGCCACGUCCACGGAUGCCUCUCUGGAAAACACCACAGCAACAGCAACAGUGAUCGUUCAUGUGUUGGACAUCAAUGACAACGCACCUGUGUUUGGUAGAGAGGUUUACUACUUCACUGUGUCAGAGGGGUCCUCACCUCAGGGUCUCGUCGGAACAGUUGAGGCUGUUGAUAAGGACUCUGGGAAAAACAGCCAGCUGUCCUACAUCCUUCUGUCGGACGGGAAAUUCUUCCGCAUCAACGCUAGAACAGGUGAGAUCAUCAACUGGGUGGCGUUGGAUCGGGAGCGACACGGCCAGCACACCCUGAAGGUGAUGGUGACUGACCAGGGACACCCUCGUUUAAACGCCACGGCAACCGUUCACAUCCUGAUCACAGACAUCAACGACAACAGUCCACAGUUUAGACACAUUCCUGCUAGCAAAGAGCUGAGUAUCCACAUGCAGGCAGAUGCCCCUGCAGGAUCUGUGGUGACAAACAUGUUUGCAACAGACUUGGAUGCAGGAGAGAAUGGAACAGUUACUUAUUCUCUGAUGACAGAAGGGGAUGCGGUCGGACACUUUGAGGUGGACAGUGAAAGCGGAGAGAUUAGAAUGACUCAGCUUUUCACCCAAAAUACCAAACAGCAUUACAUUCUGAAAGUAACAGCAAAGGACGGUGGAGUUUCUCCACAGGAAAAUACUGCAGUGCUUCAUGUGCAGGUCUAUGGAUCUGAGAAAGCGUUCGGCAUCUCCAGCCACCAGGCUUUGAGGCAUUUCUUUGUGCGUGAGGACACCAAGCCUGGGGCUGUUAUUGGCUCUGUGAGUGUGGGGAGUGAAGGCAGGUUUCAUUACUCCAUCGCCGAAGGGGAUGGGAGCCUUUACUUUGGCAUUGAUGGCACCUCUGGUGACCUCUACGUUAACCAGCCACUGGACUACGAGUCCACGUCUCAGUUCUUCUUGCUGGUUCGCGCUGAGGAUGUGGGCCCUGCUGCUGGGGUGAACGUGUCUGUUGCUGUCAGUGUCACGGUGGAAGACGUCAAUGAUCACACGCCUUGGUUCUUGGAGGAGCUGGUGAUUUUUGGUCUACGCGAAGACGCCGCAGUUGGGUCACUGGCAUUUGCCUUUCAUGCCAGAGAUGCAGAUGGGACUUUUCCAAAUGGUGCCCUCCGUUACAGUCUUACCUCUGACAUCAGCGAGUCUCCAUCCCAUUUCCCCUUUGACAUUGACCCACGCACAGGUUGCCUGACUGUCGCAGCACCACUGGACCGCGAGAGUGUACCCUCUUUUGUGUUCACUGUAACUGCAACAGACCAGGCCAUCAGCAAGGAGGAGAGGAAACAGGCGUCGGUGACGGCUCAGCUCUUUCUGCUAGACGUAAACGAUAACCGGCCAGUGUUUGUGUCAGGCGACACAGUCCAGGUGAUGGAGGAUGCAGAGGUGGGGAGUCUCCUGCAUCAUUUCCUGGCUAUAGAUGGGGACUUGGGGGCAAAUGGGGUUACCACUUUCUCCCUUAUCGCUGGAAACAGCAAGGGUGUCUUCUCGCUGGAGGAGAGAACAGGUCUCCUGUUUUUGUCCUCUCCUCUGGACUAUGAGACUCAGCAAGUCCACCGUAUAACUGUCCGUGCUGUUGACCACGGCGCCCCCCAGCUCUCCUCCACUCAGACUCUGACGGUGAAGGUGGGGGACGUGAACGAUCAGGCGCCGGUCUUCAGUGAGAUCAUCUAUGAGGCCAGUGUGGCAGAGAACAGAGACGCUGGAGAGCCAGUGGUUAGGGUGUCUGCAACUGACAUAGACUCAGAGGAAAACGCUGUGGUGUGGUACAGUCUGCUGCCCGGUCCUGGCUAUGAGCUGUUCAGCAUCAACCCGUACUCAGGUGUGAUCACCACCAACUCCCGCCUGGACAGAGAACAGCAUUCACACUUCAUGCUUAGAGUUCAGGCUCGGGACAGCGGCUUGCGGCCACUUUCGGGUACAGCCACAGUUCUGUGCUCUGUCCUGGAUGAUAACGACAACCCUCCAGUCUUCAUGCAGUCCUCCUUCACCAUCCGCCUGCCAGAAAACCUUCUUCCUGGGGUCAUCCACACAGCUCAGGCCUUUGACCCAGACCAGGAAGAAAACAGCACCAUCUACUACUCCCUAUUAGGUGAGGACUACGAGGGUUUGUUCACUGUUAACAGUCAGACCGGUGCCAUUAGCAGCACUCGGGUUCUUGAUCGGGAGGAAACAGAAAAUUAUACUCUCACAAUAAAGGCCCUGGACUCUGGUCCAAUCCCACUGAGCUCCACUACCCAGCUUGAGCUGGUGCUGCUGGACCAGAACGACAAUUCCCCCUCCUUCAGCUUUAGGAGCUACCGUGCCUCUGUCGUGGAGGGCCUCUCAGCUGGAAGCGAGGUCCUGCGUGUCAGCGCCUUUGACCCAGACGAAGGCCCCAACGGGGAUGUGACCUACUCCCUGACAGAGGACGGCAACCAGGGCGCCUUUUCCAUCGACGCCUUCACCGGAGUGAUCCGAACUACCAAGUCUCUGGACAGAGAGAGCAGGGCUCAGUACACGCUCAGAGUGGUGGCCUCUGACAGCUGCUCUCAGGGGCCGCUGAGCUCUGUGGUGUCCGUCAGCAUACAGGUCGAGGACGUCAAUGAUAACAUCCCCAUCUGUGAUCAGAACCCCUUCGAUGCAUGGGUGUCCACAAGGACGCCACCAAAUCAGAUACUGACCACAGUGACUGCGACUGAUGGAGAUGAGGGGGAGAAUGGGACAGUGGAGUUCAGGCUGUACGAUGAGGAGAAUCUGUUUGACAUCAACAGUGAGUCUGGAGAGAUCUCUCUGAGGAGGAGAGUUAGAGCAGGAUUCUCAGGGAGGAGGCUGCAGGUUGUGGUUUCAGACAGAGGAAAUCCUGCUCUGACCUCCAACUGCCUGGUUCUGAUCCAUCUGAAAGGAGAGCACGAGGGACUCCAGUUCACAAACAUGGUGUACAACGUUUCUGUGAAGGAGAACAGCAGAGCAGGGACUUGGAUUGCAAAAGUGGAGGCCAGGGACCAAACAAUCAAUUCCCAGAGGAUCACAUAUUCCAUAUUCAGCGGCAAUGAGAAUCACAUUUUCUCCAUCAACCGUCACACAGGGGACAUCCGUGUUCAGAAAGACAACUACUUGGACUUUGAGGUGGACCCUCACAUGCAGCUGGUGGUUCUGGGUGACAGUGGACUGCAGACGGCUUACUGCAGGGUCUCCAUCACACUGCUGGACAUCAAUGACAACGCACCACAGUUUGAACACAGCAGCUAUAAAACCUCUGUUUGGGAGGGCCAAGUGCUCAACACCUAUAUCAUGCAGGUGUUUGCAUCAGACGCAGACAGCGGUGUGAAUGGACAGAUCGAAUACUCCAUCCUGUCCGGGAACAAUAAUGGCGCUUUUAUUUUGGACUCUCUGGGAGGCAUCCUUGCUACUAACGUUGCUCUAGAUCGGGAGAUCACCUCUUCUUACAAGCUGGUUCUGCAGGCAUCAGACAAAGGGACUCCUCCACUCAGCAGCACUGCCACUGUUAGGGUCCAAGUGGUGGAUGUCAAUGACAACAGCCCCGUCAUCCCAGCCAUGGAUCCUGCAGUCAUAGCUGAGAAUCUACCUGCAGGAAGCAUAGUCACACAGGUGGCUGCGAACGACGUUGACCUGAAUUCGGCUAUAACCUACAGCUUCUCAGAGAAUAGCAGCAGCAGCGCUCCCUUUACCAUCGACCGUUACACAGGGCUCAUCACCCUGACCCAAGCUCUGGACCAUGAGGCACAGAAAGAGUACACUCUGAAAGUGUGGGCCUCUGACUCCAUCCACCACACCUCUGGAGAGGUCAAAGUUCAAGUGCUUGAUGUGAAUGACAAUGCUCCAGUCUUCACACAAGUUUCCUACAAGGUGGAAAUGUCAGAACUGGCCUCAGCAGAAACCUUAGUUCUGACAGUGUCAGCCACCGACCGAGAUUCUGGACUCAACGGAAAGAUCACCUAUAGACUUCUAUCAUCCCCCUUGCAAGGCUUUUACAUACAACCAGACACAGGUUCUGUUUUUACAAGCAAGCCCUUAAAGGCCAUUACAAAUACCAAUCCGAUCCAUCUUCUGGUUGAGGCGCGAGAUGGCGGGGAUCCUGUUCGCUCCACUGUGGCUUCCAUUGAUGUGCUGAUCCUGGACUCCAAUGACCAUGAACCACUCUUUCCCCAGGACGUCUACACACUCACUCUGCCAGAAGACACAUCCACGGACACCACCCUCCUCACUUUGUCUGCAGAGGACAAAGACUGGAGUCAGGACAAUACACAUUUGGACUACGCUAUCACUGGGGGAAAUGAAGAGACACGGUUUUGUUUGGAGGUGAACAUGGCCGCAGUUGAAAAUCAGAUGAAAAAUGUUGGAAGGCUCGUCCUGUGUAACCCCUUGGACCGUGAAACAACAGAGAGCUACGAGCUAACAGUGAGUGUUUCUGAUCGAGGGAUACCUCCGCUGAACAGCUCGGCGGUCGUCCGAGUAACGGUGACAGACUGCAAUGACAAUGCCCCAAUCUUUUCCAGCACAGAGUACCACGCACAGGUGAGCGAAAACAGCCAGAUAGGUACCAGUCUGCUGCAGGUUAGUGCUCAGGACCCUGACCUGGGAAUCAACGGCCUGGUGCGGUACGACAUCAUUGCUGGAAACAAUAAGGGUCACCUAAACCUUGACCCUCACACUGGCCUUUUGCUGAUCAACCACUCACUUGACUAUGAACAAGACCCAAAAUACACUUUAACUAUCAGAGCAUCUGAUGCCGGUGAAGCGGCUGAAAACCAUAAAGUGUCUUUUGCAGUUGUUUUUAUCACAGUGUCAGAUGAAAAUGACAAUACUCCAUACUUCAUGUUCCCUGCGGUUAACUGUUCGGUUCUGGAAAACCUUCCAGCAUUUACUCACACAUGUUCUGUCCUUGCUGUUGACAAUGACUUGGGUUCCUACGGCCAGCUCACAUACUCUAUUGUUUCUCCUUGCUUCAUGGACUAUAGCGGGGGCAACCCUGAGAAGAAGGAAGCCUUUGCCAUUGAUCCACUUACCGGCGACAUCCACACCAGACAGACUUUUGAUUAUGAACGAGAGAGUGUGUACUGCUUUGUAGUGGAGGCCAGAGACAAAGGCGACAAAACAGCCACAACUAGAGUGCAGGUGCUCAUCAAAGGAGUGGAUGAGUUCAGUCCUGUCUUUGCCCAAAAUAAAUACCACUUCCUCCUGCCAGAACACAUAAAAACUGGAGAAAUUGUGGGUUUUGUGAUGGCAGUGGACCAAGAUGGAGGUGUGGAUGGGCUGGUGGAGUAUUCACUUGUUAACUCUUCACCUUUUUUCUCAAUCAACAAAACGAUUGGUGCUAUCUAUGUGUCCGGUCCAGUUUAUCGUAGAAGAGGAGGCCAUGGCGGUGAGGAUGGGGUUGAGCUGGUGGUCUCUGCAGGUAGCCCCAGACCAGGCUCUAAGACUGCAACCUGCCUAGUGUAUGUCAAUAUCUCCAGCUCAGCAGAGGACCUCUACGGCAUGCCCCUCCAUGCACAUGUGCUCACUUUGAGUAUCCCACUUGCCAUGUUCUUCCUUGUGCUCUCCAUCUUUGUCUGCUUGACUGUCAGGUACAAAGUUAAAGAAGCCAACAAUCGAAAGGUGGAUGGUUUGGAUGCACAGCUCAGCCAUGGUUCAAUCAGUGAAUCAGACAGCCAAACACAAAGCGUUAUAUCCCUGCAGGAUGUGACUCAGCCUAACACCCUAGUCUCGAAGAGGGAUGCUUACUGUCAGUCAGACUCGAGUGGCCGUGGAUCAGCAGAGGGAGAGACAGCAGAGGACCAGGAAAUCAAGUGGAUCAAUGAGUUCCCUUGCCGUAAAACAGAUGAGGCUGCCACACAGGCCACUGGGAUUCAAAAGACUUCCCCACUGGCAGAUAACGUUUCCAGCCACUCCAUUGAUGUUGGGCCAGAACAUAUUUUAGCCAUUAAUAAAUGUUUGGGUAUGGCCAUGCCAAGCACGGAAAGCCUCUACCAUUUUAAGGAGGAAGGAGGAGGUGAGGGACUACUUCCUGUAAUCCUUAAGGUGAAAGACUUAGAAGAAAACAUGGGGACAAAAGGGUAUGCCCCUUUUUCUCAAGCCUCAGCUUCUGCAGAUUCGUUGUCUUCACUUGUGUGCCUUGAAGAGCAGCUGCAGGGCAGCUACUACUGGGACCAUCUACUGGACUGGGAACCAUGCUUCCGAAACCUGGCCUCAGUUUUCACAGAUAUAGGCAUGCUUCCCGAUGAGGAGCUUCAAGGGGGGCGCGAGGACGUGGCAGCAGAGUCCAUCUGCCUCAUGUAUCCACCUCCUCUAAUAACAGGAGUAGCUCAGCCUGGCAUUCGAACUGUUCCCCCACGUAAGCCAGUGCGAGUCCCGAGCCUGAGCAGGAAGUCCUCUUUCCCCAAAUAUGCUUAUUCGCCUUUGGGCAGAAACACAGGACUUACUCCGUCAGCCAUGACACCAACUUUCUCACCGUCAUUGUCCUCCCUUACUGUAAGGACCCCCAACACCUCUCCAGUUGUCUCAGACUCUGGGGUAGGGGGCAUCAGAGUCGACUCAGGGCCUCACACUGUCAGCCUUUUAGAGUCCGAAAUUCAUGUUUGACGAAAAACUUUAUUAUUUAAUAAUUUUUUAAUGGUUUGGUUACAUUUUAAAACAUGCUUGUUUCUAUAUUCAUCAAACUGCUCGUACUUUGUUUUUCCUUUUUGUGUGGAUUCAAACUCAUAAAUUAAUUGUAUUUUGAAAAUGACAAAUUACAAGACUGUAAUACUGGAAUUUAUUAACCAAUUAAAUAACUUCUUUACAUAAAAUCUAAAGCAGUUUCGAAAUAAACCUGAAGUCCACCUGCAUUAUUGUUCUACAAUAUAACUUUUGAGGAAACAAAUGUUUUAGUUAGCUGCAGAAUGCAGUUUUUUUAAACACAUUUCUUUGUACUGAAAAUGAAACACUUUGUUAUUGCGCUUGAUUCUAAAAAGGACAUUUCUUUAUAUUGUUAGUUUAAUGAAGUCACAAAAGAACAGCAAUGUUGAUCUCAAGUCAAGGCAGUCUUGCUGGAAUUGUAAUAAAUAAGUUAUGUUUUGAAUAAAUACCCUUCUAGCUU
Oryzias latipes (Japanese medaka) is the source of this 11332-nucleotide messenger RNA. RefSeq names its product protocadherin-23. The record is from RefSeq and is a predicted model, not a curated record. Gene Ontology annotation, biological process: cell migration; homophilic cell-cell adhesion; multicellular organism development. Gene Ontology annotation, molecular function: calcium ion binding; beta-catenin binding; cadherin binding. Gene Ontology annotation, cellular component: plasma membrane; catenin complex; cell-cell junction. Lineage: Eukaryota; Metazoa; Chordata; Actinopteri; Beloniformes; Adrianichthyidae.